AAAUACUCUACCAUGGGAGCUUAAAUUUCCAGCAACCUCAAGCUUUGAACCUUUUUAUCUCUUUCCCCCACUUCACCUCCUCAUUAGUCCAACCUCCUCCCACCACCAUUGGAUCCACCGCACUUUUGAAAUCGGUCCGACAGUCCUUAAUCUCGAACUAAAAACACUUUCUUUAAGCAAACAUUUUGAAUUACCAGGAUUUUUUGACAUGGACAAGGUGAUGAGGUUGGCUUCAGAGAAUGGGUUAGUGCUAUUCAGCAAGAGCUCAUGUUGCCUGUGCUACGCGGUCAAGAUUCUAUUCCAAGAGAUUUGGGUGACCCCGACGGUCCAUGAGCUCGACGAAGACCCCGAAGGGAGGGAAAUGGAGAGGGCGCUCUUGAGUUUGGGGUGUAGCCCCUCGGUUCCGGCCGUCUUCAUCGGUGGAAAGCUGCUUGGUUCCACCCAAGAAGUCAUGUCCCUCCAUCUAGGUGGAGGACUAAUACCUUUGCUCAAGCCAUAUCACUCUAUGUUAAAUUAAGGACCUGUGAUUCUCACACUAGAAGGGGAAAAAGUGAAUAAAAUUGGCUCAAAUUAAUCAAAGUGCUCACUUUGAGGAGCGGCAAUGUGUAUUGUGUAGUUUUAAAUGUCUCUCAUGUGAUUUGUACGUAUAGCUUUCGAUUAGCUUGUAAUAUGUUUCUAUUCUUAAAUUAAUGAAGUCAACUUUAUAUAA
Hibiscus syriacus is the source of this 709-nucleotide messenger RNA. RefSeq names its product glutaredoxin-C13-like. Gene Ontology annotation, cellular component: nucleus; cytoplasm. The record is from RefSeq and is a predicted model, not a curated record. NCBI's taxonomy places the organism in Eukaryota, Viridiplantae, Streptophyta, Magnoliopsida, Malvales, Malvaceae. The transcript has a single exon. The coding region runs from base 209 to 517 and encodes 102 amino acids.